Oryza brachyantha (malo sina) is the source of this 1488-nucleotide messenger RNA. RefSeq names its product ultraviolet-B receptor UVR8. The transcript has 15 exons. NCBI's taxonomy places the organism in Eukaryota, Viridiplantae, Streptophyta, Magnoliopsida, Poales, Poaceae. The record is from RefSeq and is a predicted model, not a curated record. The coding region runs from base 129 to 1394 and encodes 421 amino acids.
CCUCCCUUCCCCCUUCCGCUCCGCCGCGCGAACGCAGGUAGAGGCGCUCUCGUCGCCGACGUGGACUCACCCGACGCCGCGAGCGAGAGCGAGAGCGCGACUCGAACACGCGGCCGUGGCGGGGCGCGAUGUGGCGGGCGAGGCGGUGGCCGUGGCCGUGGCGGUUGCAGCGGGGCGCGGCGAGGUGGUUGUCGUCGUCGUCGUCGUCGGAUGCUGCGGCGGGGCGGGUGGCGGCGCUGUGGGGGAACGGGGACUACGGGCGGCUGGGGAUGGGGGCGCUGGAGUCGCGGUGGAGCCCCACGGCCUGCCCCUUCUUCCUCGACCGCCCCGGCGACCCUCCCGCUUCCCUCGCCUGCGGCGGCGCCCACACCCUCUUCCUCACCGAGAGCGGGCGUGUGUUCGCCGCGGGGCUCAACGACUUCGGGCAGCUUGGGAUAGGCUCCUCCAUGACUCAUUCGCUGGAGCCUGUUGAAGUUUCUGGCUUUGAUGAGAAAGUUGUGGAAGUUUCAGCUGGCAACCAUCAUUCUUGUGCAGUAACUGCGGAUGGCAAGCUCUUCGUUUGGGGCAGAAAUUCAAGUGGCCAGCUUGGUCUUGGCAAAAGGGCAGGAAAAGUAGUUUCUACCCCAAAAAAGGUGGAUUGCUUGGCUGAUGCUAGAGUGAAAAUGGUUGCUUUGGGGUCAGAGCAUUCAAUUGCUACUACAGAGGAGGGUGAAGUAUUGAGCUGGGGAGCUGCUGGUGCUGGCAGACUUGGGCAUGGACAUAAAACUAACAUACUGGGAUUCUCUAUGACGACAAGUGAAUAUACUCCAAGGUUGAUAAAAAAUCUUGAUGGUACCAAGAUUAAAAGGAUAGCUGCAGGAGUGUUGCACUCAGCUUGCAUCGAUGAAAAAGGUACAUUGUUCAUAUUUGGGCAGAAGACUGAGAAGGGAUUUGGGAGAUCGGGUGAUGAACUUAGACCAACUGUUGUUGAAGAGGUACCAUUUUCUGAAGAAGUUGCCUGUGGAGGUUAUCAUACUUGUGCUGUGACAGACAGUGGAGAUCUGUACUCUUGGGGCUCAAACGAAAAUGGCUGCCUUGGUCUUGGUGGUACAGACAUGGUUCGCUCUCCAGAGGUUUUGAAAAGUUCGUUAUUUAAGCUUCCUGUAUCUAAGGUAGCAUGUGGUUGGAAGCACACAGCUGUAAUUUCAGGUGGAGAUAUUUACACUUGGGGCUGGGGAGGUGCUAACGGUACUUUUUUCGAAGAGGGCCAUUCUUCUGGUGGACAACUAGGACAUGGAAAUGAUGUCGACUACUUUGAACCUAUGAUGGUGGAAUUUGGCAAGAAUGCAAGGGCCGUCCAUGUAUCGUGUGGUUUCAAUCAUACUGGUGCAAUUUUUGAAUACUGUGAGAACUGACUUUUCUGCGUCACGGCAGAAGCCCUAUCACCAGCCAGGCGUGUUUUUAUUUGAAAUUAUAGGUGCACACAUAGAACAGGAGAGAGAGAGAGAG